AUGAUUUCCAAACUUGUUGCCUAUCUAGUUCUUUUCUAUCUUAUCGUUUGCGUUAUUGGUGCAACCCAUGCAAAAAGAAAUGAUCCUUUCACCACCAAGGAUUUUAGUGAUAGUUUAGAUGAUGACAGUUUGGGAAUGUAUGGUGGCAUUCCUGGACUAGGUGGCGGUCUCGGUGGUGGUCCUGGACUAGGCGGUGGUCUUGGUGGUGGUCCGGGGUUAGGUGGUGGUGCUCCAGGUGGUGUUGGAGGUGUACCUGGUGGGCCAGGUGGUGUUGUUGGGGGUGGUCAAGGAGGUAUAGGUGGCAUGAUUCCUGGUGGUCCUGGUCUUGGUGUGGGCCAAGGUGGGCCUGGUCUUGGUGUGGGCCAAGGUGGGCCUGGUCUUGGUGUAGGUCGUGGUGGGGUUGGGCCUGGUGGUGGAUUGGGCAUUGGUAGUGGUGGUGUUGGUAGCUCUGGAGGCCCAAUUGGGGGAGGACCGGGCUUGGGCAUGGGCUCGAGUUCAGGUGUUGGUGCAGGAAUUGGUGUAGGGACUAGAAUGGGUGGUACCCUAGGUGGGCCAAUUGGUGUUCCGGGAGGUGGUGUCCUAGGUGGGCCCGUUGGUGGAUCAACUGGGAUGGGAGCCGGAGCCGGAAUCGGAGCUGGAAUGGGUGGGAACAUGGGUGGUGGAUUGGGCGGUGUGCCUGGUCUUGGGUCGAGUUCAAGUUCAGGUUUUGGUAUUGGUGCUGGUGCUGGAACUAGUACUGGUGUAGAUUCUAGAAGAUCUGUUACUGGGUACAUUCUCUUAUUUGGCAAGUCUCCUAUUUCCUGGAGGUCUAAGAAGCAAGGCACAAUUAGUAAGUCUUCUUCUGAAGCUGAAUACAGAGCUAUGGCCUCUACAGCUUCAGAAGUCACCUGGACUAGUGCCCUUCACAUUGCCAAGAACCCAGUUUUUCAUGAAAGAACAAAACACGUUGAAAUAGACUGUCAUUUCACAAGGGAUAAGGUACUUGAAGGCCUUCUUCAAUUAUCUUAUCUUCCUACUCAGUCUCAGCUAGCUGAUGUGUUUACCAAAGCUAUUAUUGCACCUCAGUUCAAGUAUCUACUCUCCAAGUUGGGUCUGUUUGAUCCUUCCUCGCCUCUCAAACACCUCCCAACUUGA
Messenger RNA from Beta vulgaris subsp. vulgaris (sugar beet), 1134 nucleotides. RefSeq names its product glycine-rich cell wall structural protein. The record is from RefSeq and is a predicted model, not a curated record. Bases 1 to 1134 code for a protein of 377 amino acids. The transcript has 3 exons. NCBI's taxonomy places the organism in Eukaryota, Viridiplantae, Streptophyta, Magnoliopsida, Caryophyllales, Amaranthaceae.